Closterium sp. Naga37s-1 is the source of this 4500-nucleotide messenger RNA. Lineage: Eukaryota; Viridiplantae; Streptophyta; Zygnematophyceae; Desmidiales; Closteriaceae. The record is from the annotation of a GenBank genome assembly.
AUGCUCGUGUCGGCUUCCAUGGCGUAUGCCACGGCGCAAGUCCAGGCGGAUAUCCUGGCGGGAAUCCCGGGGAAACGGGAACGGAGGAUCGACGGGGAAUUCGUAACCCGAGAGCGCGAGGAACUCGGAUUCGCCGCAUACUCCCCCGCUUCGAGCCUCUCCUCGUCUGCGCGGCCAUCGCCGUUUCCGCGCAACGCCAUUCCAUCUCUUGACCUCGGCCCGCUGCCGUCUAAGGCGGAUGCGCGCAAUCCGCCGCCCAAGGACGUGCGCGGCAGAGCGGGAGCCUCCGCGGAGGAGCCGAAGCUGACUGGACGGGCAGGCGUGGGGAAAGGAACUUUGGGGGAAGCGGCGGCUGGGGCAGCUGUGAAAUCGACAGAAAUUCGGAAAGAGAAAUUUCUCGGGGAAGGCGAAUCUUUCCCGAAAACACUUCGUACAGGUAGCUACUUCGAUUGCGAAGAUGAAGUUGUUAUGCUUCAACACAAGAUAACACCAUCUAUGGUAGAGGAGAGCAACGGUAAAGCGGUUCAGCGUAAGGAGAUAGAGGAUCAAAGGCUUAGACUGGUUUUGGCGGACGAAGAGGAGUCGGACGCGGAAGGGCCGGUGAGCGGGCGGAAGGAGGGGGAGCUGACGGCAGAGGACGUGGCGGAAGACACGGCGGAGGUAACGAUUUCAGAACGAGACGCGGAGACUGACACGGAGACGAAGGAGACGCGGCUCCGUCGAUUCCUCGAUGACUCUGUUGACUGUGUUGACUGUACCGAACCUGCUGAUUGUGCUGAUGGCUCUCGAAUGGGAGACUCGAGCGCGCCGGGAACCGUUUCUGCUGCGGUCGCUGCUGAUGCUCCGACCAAGCCGCGCACGCGGAAGAAUGCGCGGAAAGCUCGGGUGAAGAAGGCUGGUAAGAAGUCCGCGGGGAAGAAACAGCGCAACAGCGUUGCGGAAAUCGAACGGCGAGCGCAGCAUGCCGACGAGGCGGCAGCCGAGGCGCAUGCUGACGUGGCAUCCGAACCCACCGCGACGAGGGGACUCAGCGGCUUGCUGGCGUCCCCGCUGGUGUCAGCUGCGGAGUCCGCACCGGCGGAACGAAUUUGCGCGGAUGCGGAAAGCAGCGCGGAACAGGACCACGAGCAAGGAUUUGCGAUUGGAAAAGAAACGGGCGGGCACGACGCGGAGCGGGUUGCGGCGCGAUCGGGAGUUGCGGAAGGCAGCGCGAUGGCGGAAAACAGCGCAGUGACGGAAAGCAGCGCAGGGGCAGGAAACGAGGCGCAACGCCUGAACGGGCAAGGCGCGGGUACGGCGGACAACGCGGAAACGAAAGCGGGAACAACACACGAACGUUCUCGCCUUAUCGAGGAGGCUGAUAGUGAAUCAUGCGGUGAUGACGUGGAGGAGGAGCUGCGUGCGUGUCUGGCGGGAAUGGCGGCGGAGGAGGAGGCGGAUAUUCGGCGGGAGCUGGAAGAUGCGCUGAUGCUUGGCUCGAGCGAUGGGGAAGCGGGCGAGGCGGAAGUCGAGGAGAACUGCGGAGGAGAAGGAAGAGGAGAGGACGGAAUGAGGGAAGGAGAACGAGAAGGUGAAAUUGAGCCUCUGGAGCGGGGUUCGACUCUGGACGUUGGUGGAGAAACCGAAGGUGAGGGUAGCGAGUGUGACGAUAAGGAGGGGUUUCUGGAGCUGGAAAUUGAUUUGAUUGCGCUGCAAGAAGAGGAGGAAAAGGAGGAAGAGGCGGAAGAGGCGGAAGUGGCGGAGGAGGCGGAAGAGGCGGAAGGUGAGGAAAAGGGAGAUGAAGAGGAGGACGAUGAGGACGACGAAGAGGAGGACGGGACGGCGGGAAUUGUGGAGGAUGAGGCGGAGGAGGGGAAGGUUAAACAAGGGGAGGAUACGGUGCUGAUCGUUGGAGCGGAAAUGGAAGCGGAAGGGGGAGCGGAGGCGGAAGCCUCGGGGAACGCAGCAGAAGCAGAGGCGCCGCCGCCGCAGCAGGAGCAGCAGGAGCAGCAGCAGGAGCAGCAGAAGAAGCAGGAGGAGCAGCAGAGAUCGUACGCGCUGUGCGUCGCGGAGAGUUUCGAGGUUGAUGCCAUUUUGGGGAAUAAGAAAGCGGGGAACGCGGAGACUAAGGAAGAGGAAGCGGGGAAUGAGAAGCAAGAUGGCGCAAGUCAUUCUCCUAGAUACAAGGGUGCGGAUUGUGCCGUUGAUGCGCCUCUGGCGGAAGGGGGAAGCGGGGCUCAUCUUGCGGAGGAGGAGGACGCGGAGUGGAUUGCGCUGCUCGAGGAGAGCCUGGCGGAAUGCGCGCGGGAACGGCAGCGGGAGGCGGCGGAACGGGAGCUGGCGGAACUAGAGGCGGCGGAACGAGAAGCCGCGGAGGUUGCGGGUGGCGGCGGUGUGAAUCCCUUUGGGAUAGCGACGGGGGAGUGCGAGGUGGAGGGGGAGGCGGAGGGGGAGGCGGAGGGGAAGGCGGAGAGUGAGGCGGAAGAAAUCGAGAUGAUCAGCCCGAGAGGAAGCCCGCCGAGCGGCGGAAUUGCGCUCGCUGCUCCGCCGUGUGAGGGGGUGACGGUUGGUGAAGAGGAGAGUGUGGACGGAAGUGACGUGGAGGAGGAUGAGAGUGACGUGGAGGAGGACGAGAGUGACAUAGAGGAGGACGAGAGUGACGUGGAGGAGAGCGACGCAGAGGAGGAUGAGAGUGAGGUGGAGAGGCAGAGUGACGUGGAGCAGAGUGACGUGGAGGAGAUUGAGAUGAUCAGCAACCCGCGGAGUGUGGGGGGAAGCGAGAGGCGGAGUGAGAAGGCGAGAGGAGAGUUGGCCGAUGAAACCAAUGGAGGCGAUGGGGUUGAUGAGACUGAUGAGGUUGAUGAGGUGGAGAUGAAGGGGCGGGGAGAGGAGCAAGAGGAGGACGAGGAGGAAGAGGAACGGGAGGGAGAAGGUGGGGAGAAAGAAUUGGAGGAGGAGGGAGGGGGGAAAGCAGUUGUGCCUUCGCCCUUCAGUUCGCCCCUCCCUUCGCCACACCACUCCGACGCCUCGUGUCAGUCAAGUGGGCCAAAGCACUCGGUCAAGUCAAUCCAGUCAACGGGGUCAAGGCGAUCAGCAAACUCUCGGACCUCACGUGCGUCUCAAGAAUCCAGCAAGUCAACGGGGUCAAACAAAUAUGAAAUAUCUCAAAAGUCAAUUCUGUCAACGGACUCCAAGACGUCAAACCGAGCAGCUGCCGCCCAGCCUUCCACCACAUCUGCCGCCCAGCUUGAGCCUACCUCCACCACAGCUGCCGCCCAGCCAUUCCUUCUCUUCACCACGAUGACGUCACCCGCGGCUGCAACUGCUGAUCGUAAUACCUUCUCGCUGCCGGCCGCUGCUGACGUGGCAGUGUUUCGGUUCGGUAAGGCCGGAAACCAGGGGCGUGAGAGAAGCGAGGGAAGGGAGAGAAGGAGAGUUGGAGGACGGAUGGUUGCAGCUAGAGUAGUGGGAAGAAGGGAUAUUGGUGAAGGAGCAGCAGGAGUGGGAGGACAGAAGACGUUGAAGAGUAGUAAUGGGAAAGGAGGGGGCGGAGAGAAGAGGAGAGUGAGGAAGAGGCAGCGCGUGAGAGGGGAGGAUUCGGAUGGGAGUGAGAGCGAGGGGAGUGAGUGCGGGAGGGUGCAGAGCGGUGGUGUUGCUUCAACCGCUACUCCUGCUACCACCGCUGCUGCAGUUUCUGCAACAUCCGCUGCUACAACCGCCUCUAUCCCGCCUUCCCUCUCCCGCGCCAUCACCACCCACAGCGCCCUCUCCGCCCACUCCGCCCUCCCCCCGCCCAGCCCCUCCACGUCCUUCCCUUCCCCCGCCCUCAGCGCGCACCACCUGCUCUCCGCCUUCCCCCCGCCCUCCCCUGACGCUGCCCUUCGCUUCCUCUGCUCCCCCUCCUUCCCCCCGCCCUCCCCUGGAUGGCCCCUGCGGAAAAUCCGCGUGGUGGGGAGGAACCGGCGCCCUGUCUACUCCCCCGUGCAUAGGCUCAGUAGGGGGGGCGCGGGAGGAGCAAGGGGAGGGGGGGAGGCGGGCGGGAAUAGACCUCUGGGGAGGCUGGAGGAGGGAGAGGGGAAUGAAGGAGAGGAGGGUGGGAAGAGAGGAGGGAGGGGACAGGUGGGGGAAGGGGGCAGAAAGAGGAGUGUGAAGGCGAGAUGGAGUAGGGUGGUGUCGGUGCCUGCUUCAAUGUUCACUCGAAACGAGUUUGACAUGAGGAGGACUCGUUCGGACAGGCCGGGGGCAACAACAACAGGAAGGCCACUUACAGCAGCAGCAACGACAAUCAGCCAGCAGGAGGAGCGAGCGGACGAGGCAGGCGAGAAUGGAAGCAGCAAGAGGAAACCGCAGAGCCUUCUGAAGAGCAUUCGAAAGAUUCGACGUGAGUCAACCCCCCGCCCCGAACCUCCUGUCGACGUGGUGUUGCCACACCCACCAAUGCUGCAUACCAGGUCAUUCAAGCACCAGGCGCCUGACAACUUGCUGGGCCUCUUGUCCCUUCCUAACCUUGUCCCUUCCUAA